Messenger RNA from Menidia menidia (Atlantic silverside), 2702 nucleotides. The record is from the annotation of a GenBank genome assembly. Lineage: Eukaryota; Metazoa; Chordata; Actinopteri; Atheriniformes; Atherinopsidae.
AGUCAUGUGAUGAGUAAACUCAGGACUGGGUUAGCAACUGCACUGUUUACCUUCCGCUGUAGCCGGAAGUAGCACAGCGUUACCUGAUAUUUCUCUCAAAAUGUAUUCUCACGGUUCAGAAAGUCUAAUUAAACAAGCGAGAGAGAUUCAAGAGCCUGAGCUGCAGAAGUUUUACAGCAGACUCUGUAAGCUCCUCCAAGUGAAGGAGCCCCUUCAUGAAGCCAUAGACUCUCUGGGGAGGCUGCAUCUCAUUCUUGCUGCCAACAAGUACUCCAGAAAGCUGCCUUCAGAGCUUCAGCAGAGGCUGGUGCCACUUCUCUCAUCGCCUUCAGAGCAGCUUCAGGUCCUGAGCUCUGCAGUGCUCAGAGAAACAGUGCCCCUCUCUGCUCAGGAGCUGAACUACAACCCGGACAACGUUGGCGUGCUGAACACCCACUCUGCCUCCCUGCUGCUCUCGCAGGCCGGGACAAAGGCUGAUCUGUCGAACCUCUGCGCUCAGCUAAUUCGCAGUCUGGAGAGCCGGCCAUGUCACGGGCUCAUGCAUAUCCUUCCAGUCCUCAAUGCCAUCCUCUCACACAGUCCAGACUGCCUCACAGAGGACCAUGUGACCCUCCUGAGCAAAAAGCUUGUUGACUGGCUGCGCUAUGCUAGCAUUGUGCAGGGAGGCGGAGCCUCUUCGGGGGGAUUCUUCACAGGGUCCAGAUCCCGUCAGCCGGUGCCAAUCGCAGAGCUGGACGGGACGGUGUCGGGGGACUUCUUCACAGUGCUCUGCGUGGGGCAGGGCUUCACAGAGGACCAGUGGAUGAAUGUCUACUCCUUUCCCAUGCUGCGCCACUGGCUUCUCACCUACCACUCUGUGUCUGGCGACAGUGCUAACAUGGACGCUGCAAACAGGCUACAGCUCAGCCUCUCCCACUCAUUUUCCAAUGUCCUGGACUCUUCACACGUCACAGAUGACCGGUCGGAGGUGGACGGGUCAGUGGUUUCCAUAGUCUCUGCGACAUCUUCCUCCAGCCGCCUGCUGCCCCCAAAGGAGCGUCUGAGAGAGAAGGCUUUCCAGUACUGCCAGCGCCUCAUAGAACAGUGCGAUCGCAAGGCGCACAAGAAGAUGGACACAGAACUGCAAAAAGCGUGUCUGGUGGAGGCGGUGUACAUCUUGGACUGUGUGUGUGUGGAGGACCCCUCUCUGGUCUACCGAGCGUUCCCCUGCAUAAAGGCUCUGUUUGGCCGGCUCAACUCUGAGCUGUCGUUUGCCAGGGUUAUGGUGCCUAUAGCGCAGUUCUACCUCAACCAUGGGGAGCUGGCAGCAGUGGACUGCGACGCCGUGUGGAAGCUGGUGCUCGGCCGGUUUCCCGCCGAGCUGUUCAACGAUCCCUUCCUGGCGCACGAGCUCCUGCGCUUCCUCCGACUGCACGCGGACAGCGUACGGCAGAGGGCCCCGCAAUACACGCGCUCCUUCCCUAACCUCCUAAAGUUUUUAGCGUGGGACAGCCCGGCGGUGGUGGACGACUUCGUGGAUCUGCUGCCCUCUCUGGUGACCGCUGGUACUGCAGUGGAGCUGCUGCACACGCUGCUGGACCUGCCCUGCCUCUCGGCCACUCUGGUUCUGCAGCUCAGGUCUACCAGCGUGUCCAUCUCUGAGCCCAGCGGCCGAGGCCUUCGGUCCCUGGACGCGUUCCGAAACCCCACUUUUAGAGGACUUUUCCUCUUUCUGCUCCGGGGGGAAGCAGGCUCAGGUGACACAAUCGAGCGGCUGAGCAAGCUGCACGAGCUGUUAUCCGAGGCUGCCGACUGGCCCAGAGUGGUUAGGUGUGCCCAGACGGUGCCUGUCCUGUUGCACAUCUAUUUCAACUCGGUUAUCAGGGUGGCGGACGAGAAACUUUUGGCCCAGUUGAUUCUGGUGAUGCUGGAGAGAAGCAGCCUCCUCCUAAAAAUUGCCACAUACAGCAAGGAGAUACACAGGGUAUUCAGCUGCCACCUGCUGAGGCUGUGCAAGCUCCGCCCCUCCCUGGUGGUGGAGCAGGCUCACGAGCUGCUGGAGUUCGCAGGGAGCACCGCCAACGUCUACAGCAGAGAAGAAAUCUACACCCACGUGGUGUGGGUGCUGGGGGAGCACCUGUCGGCGUCGUCCCACCCCCGCUGCUCGGUGAGGCUCAUCACGUCCUGCUUCGAGUCGCUGGAGGCGGUGCUGUUCGAGAUCACCUCGUCCACGCCGCCGGCCGGAACCCCGUGCCCCGCCCCUAAAGUCAUCACCUGUCUGAUGAGCGCUCUCGCUAAGCUAGCAUCACGAUCACACGACCUCAUACCAAGGGUGUCUCUAUUCCUGUCCAAGCUGAGGACGGUGAGCAGAGGCGGGUCGGUGGCCUGGUGCGCCGAUGAGGAGGACCUCGCUGCCAUAGUGACCAGAGGGGAGGAGCUGUGGUCGCUGCUGAAGGCCCCCGGCGUGGCUCAGAGCGUCCUGACCCCGCCCGCUCACGUCACCACCCCGCAGUGGCACGGUGACAGCAACCUGAGCAUGCCGCUGCAGCUCCGGCUCCUCACCAGCCUCACACACUCGCAGUGACACAGGCCGCGCUCACCUCAGGGCAGCGGAGGCACAAACUCAACCACUUUGAUUUUUUUUUUUAUAUUUGCACAUAAUUUUUUUGUAAAUGAAUAAUUAUGUUGAAUCUCAGUGCAAUGAAAUCAGUAAAUAUACAAAU